AUGACAUGGGGUCACCGACGUCUUCAGGACACGUUUGGCACGUGUGGUAUACCAAAGAUCGGGUGGCAGAUCGACCCCUUUGGUCACAGUCGAGAACAGGCGUCCCUUUUCGCACAGAUAGGCUUUGAUGGUCUGUUUCUACAGCGUCUGGAUUAUGACGACCAGAAUAAGAGAAAGGCUGAGAAGAGGAUGGAGUUGAUAUGGCAGGGAAGUGAUGACUUGGGAAGUGCUGCCGAUAUGUUCACACACGCCAUGGAAAUGGGUUACGGUCCACCCCGAGGAUUAAAUUGGGAUAUAACAGGUAAUACGUUCAAUCAGGGUGGGGAUGAGCCUUUCAUAGAUGAUCCGGAAUCAGAAGAUUAUAAUGUCGACCGACUCGUUGAUAACUUCAUAAGCUAUGCCAAAGAGUACUCUAAUUAUUAUGCCACAAAUAAUAUACUGUUCCCAAUGGGCACUGACUUUUAUUUCCAGUCAGCAGAACCCUGGUAUAUAAAUAUGGAUAAACUUAUCAAAUAUGUGAACGAAAGGAAAGCCAAGGGGUCCAACAUUAACGCAUUUUACUCCACUCCUACCUGUUAUAUGCAUGGCAUACAUCUCUCUAACCAUACCUUUACCACUAAAAAGGACGACUUCUUCCCGUAUGCCUCCAACAACCACUCCUAUUGGACGGGAUAUUUCACGAGUAGACCCGCUUUGAAACGAUAUGAAAAAGUCGGCAAUAAUUUCCUUCAGACGUGCAAACAAUUGGAUGUCUUAACUCAGGGAAAUGGUAAGAAUGAGGCGCUGGUGACCCCCUUAAGGGAAUGGAUGGGUGUUAUGCAACAUCACGACGCCGUCUCCGGUACUGAGAAACAACACGUCGCCGAUAAUUAUGCGCUGAAAUUGUCUAAGAGUAUAGAAAAAUGCAAAACAGUUGUCAAUCAAUCGCUAAAUUCAUUGAUUUCGAAAUCCGAUCCCAAAUUAAAUCAAUUAUUUUGUAACGCCUUGAAUGUGAGCGCCUGUGCUGUCACUGAAGGCACCGACAAUUUGGCGGUUACUAUAUAUAACCCUUUCGGACAUAAUGUCAAUUCAGUCAUCAGACUACCGGUCACUUCUAAAGCCUACAAAGUUUUGGAUCCGAAGGGAACUGCAGUCAAAUCAGAUAUCGUUCCCAUUCCUACCUCUGUCCUUAAUCUCAAGGAAAGAGUUAGUAAAGCAAAGGAUGAACUGGUAUUUAAUGCAUAUAUCCCGGCGCUUGGAUUUGCAACUUAUCUGUUGAAAGCAAGCGGACCACAGAAUGGCGUAAAUGAGGCGAAAGUGACUCAAAUAACGGAAGCCUUUGGUAUAAAAUCUAAAUCUAUGAACAUUUUAUUCGACAAAACGGGUGCUUUGAAUGCAAUUCAGUUGAAGGACGGAAAGGUUGUUGACUUCAAGCAGAACUUUGAGUACUAUAAGGCUCACGACGACCACUCAGGAGCUGACCAUCAAGCAUCUGGAGCUUAUAUAUUCAGAUCAGAUGGUGACACACCUGAAAUCUAUAAGAAUGGACUUCAAUCAGAAUUAGUGGAGACAUCAAAUGGCAGAGAAAUUCAUCAAACAGUCAAUGAAUACAUAUCACAAGUCAUCAGAAUUUCCGAAAAUAGUGAUGUCAUUGAAAUGGACUUCACUGUCGGACCCAUUCCUGUGGACGACAAGAUUGGCAAAGAAAUCAUCUCUCGAUGGGAGACAAACCUCACCACAAAUGGACUUUUCUAUACAGACGCUAAUGGAAGACAAUUACUUGAACGCAAACGUGACUACCGGCCCACUUGGCAGCUAAUUGUUAACGAGAAAAUCGCCGGAAACUACUAUCCCGUCAACAGUCGUAUUGCUAUCAAAGAUGUCAAACAAGACAUUCAAAUGACUGUUUUGAACGACAGAUCACAGGGAGGAUCGAGUAUUAAAGACGGAAGCGUUGAGCUAAUGGUCCACAGAAGAGACCUCUACGACGACCACUUCGGUGUCGCAGAAGCACUGAGUGAACCGGGAUUUGAUGGAAAGGGUCUCCAAAUUAGAGGCAAAUUUUGGAUUCACUUCACGAGUAUAGCCGAAGCGGCCGAAGCACACAGAGAGACGGCAUUUGAUAUCCUUAUGGAGCCGUCCCUUACUUUUGCCAAAUAUAGC
Messenger RNA from Oppiella nova, 2142 nucleotides. NCBI's taxonomy places the organism in Eukaryota, Metazoa, Arthropoda, Arachnida, Sarcoptiformes, Oppiidae. The record is from the annotation of a GenBank genome assembly.